CGGACAUUGGCAUCCAGUGUCUUGACGUUCUGGCGUUGGACACGCAGCAUACUUUCAAUGCUACCCAGCUUGAUUUGCAGUGUGGCGUUAUCUUUCUCUGCGUGUCCCAGCUUGACCUUGAGGUUGGCAAUGCUGACGUCUUUUUCAGUUAGCUUGGACUCAAAAACAGCCAACUUGCAACGCAGGGUUUCGCUCUCGACCAUCGCCUCGCUGGGCUGGGAAGCAUGUGCGGUCUCAGCUUUGGUGAGCGCUUGCUUGGUUGCAACAGGUGCCUGCGCAGGCUUUGUCUUAAUAAGCCCAGUCUUCGCAUUUGUCCUAGUAGUGUGUGAGGCGCUAGAAGCGUUGGUGGUUUUGUUCUGCUUGAGAGCGGGGUUGGCGGCAACAUUGGACUUGGCUUCAGCCGUGGGCGUGAGAGCCCAGUUAACACCACAGAUGAUUAUGAAGGCCGGGGCAAGGCUGAGCAGAAUACAUGCCUUGCCGAUCGUGGAGACCAGUUUGGUUACCGUUUUCAAGGUAAAUAAAGUGAAAACAAUAAUAAAAAGAUAAAGAAAUUCAAUGAAAUCGCGUAAAAGUAAACAAACAGAAAACGCUAACUUGAUGGGAUGAAAAUGACCUUUGAGAAAAGACAAGCAAAAACUACGGAAAUGGUUCGGUGGGUUUUAGUAGAGUCCAAGGGGCGAUGAGGGGUGGUGCACAAGUGAAUAAGAAUUGUAUGAGAAAAGUUGAUAAUAAAAUAAAAAA
This is a messenger RNA of Kickxella alabastrina, 741 nucleotides long. RefSeq lists its product as uncharacterized. Lineage: Eukaryota; Fungi; Kickxellomycota; Kickxellomycetes; Kickxellales; Kickxellaceae. The transcript has a single exon. Bases 58 to 546 code for a protein of 162 amino acids. The record is from RefSeq and is a predicted model, not a curated record.